Molecule: messenger RNA, 1874 nt
Organism: Cryptomeria japonica (Japanese cedar)
Lineage: Eukaryota; Viridiplantae; Streptophyta; Pinopsida; Cupressales; Cupressaceae
Product: ABC transporter I family member 1
Exons: 6
Coding region: 771-1439 (222 amino acids)
Biological process (GO): cytochrome complex assembly
Molecular function (GO): ATP binding; ATP hydrolysis activity; transmembrane transporter activity
Source: RefSeq, a predicted model, not a curated record
UCAUAUUUAGUGACGGUCUUUCCUGGAGACAGUAGUUUCAUUGAGGCAUUCUGUCAAAUAGUUUACAUGCCCUGUCAAUGUUUCCACAUUCUGCAGACGUGCCUAACGGGGAGGCACAUAGGGUGGAAUUUGGCCUUACACUUGCGAGGUUUUUUAAUGACUCCAGUGGGCAUUUGUGGCAGUUUUAAUAUUUGUGUCAUUCAUUAAAAAAAACUACACAGUGCGUUCAUUGCUUCUGCAAUUUUGUUGCAUUCUCAUUUGGCAGGGGUGAAAGAUUUAAGGAAGCAGAACAUUUUGUUUGCGAAAAGUUUCCUAAGAAUCCAGGGUAUCCUUUGCACAACACAGUCUUACAAAUUUCACAUGCUUACUGCUCAAGUAUCUUUUGCAUGGGACAAUCUUCUAGCUUCGACAUGCUUGCUGCUCAAGGGUUUUAAGGACUGUGGGCUAUAGUUAGCUUCAUAAUCGAGAGUAUGCAGAGCGGCUGGGGUGGUGGCGCAAGUUAGCAGGAGGCUGGAGUGAUUUUCAUUUCAAGGCUGUCACAGCCAUGGAUAACUUAGUCUCUCGUUGCCAGGUUUGCUGUGUACAUUAACGAGGGAAAAAGAAUUCAGAUUUCUGAGAAGUAAUAUAAAGCUCAAGCUUGACUGAAUCAGUUGCAUAGAUUAUGCCAAAAUCAUAGAAGAUUAGUUGCUAAAAUCAGCAGAAAAUGGUUUUUCUGAUAUAGUCAGUGGCAGAUAAGUUUCUACUAUUUGUAAUUUGUAGAAAUCUACGAUAUGGCACGAGGACCGCCAAUUCCUAAACUUCUAGCUAGUAGACUCUCAUGCAUUAGAAAUGGCCAGAUGGUGCUUCGUGAUAUUAAUAUGACUAUGCAUAAUGGAGGUGGAAUGAUAUUAACAGGGCCAAAUGGUUCUGGGAAAACUACAUUUUUGCGUGUUUUAACAGGAUUUCUAAAACCUAGUGCCGGGCAUCUGUUAUGGAAUGGCCAUGAUGUGACAAACUCUAGUAUCUAUGAGCUAUAUAAAGUAGAACUGCAUUGGGUGGGUCUUAAGGAUGCGAUCAAGAAUAAAUUAAGUGUUGUAGAUAAUGUUGAAUUUUGGGAAACAUUGGAAGGUAAAAGUGGGAGGUCACGUAAGGCAUUGGAAUUCAUGGGUUUGGGACAUGUCAUGAAUGAACCAGCUCAGGUGUUAUCUGUGGGCCAGCGUAAAAGGGUGCAGUUGGCUCGAUUACUUGCAAUUCCUCGUCCAAUCUGGCUCUUAGAUGAACCUUCCGUUGGACUUGAUAAGGAUGGAGUGCAAAAACUGGAGUACAUAAUGGAAGAACAUCGCAGGAAGGGUGGAAUGGUUUUUGUUGCUACACACGUUCCAAUUAAGCUUAAAGAUGCUAUGCAUUUGCAAUUUCCGCCAAGAAUUUUAAAGUCUAAAACUUAUAUGGACCUUAUGUGAAGAAUUUUCUUUCUAAAUUAAGGUAAUCUGUCUGUUUGCAGAAGUAGAAACAUAUAACAAAUCUGUCUAGCUACAACAAUUUCAUGCAUUUCAAUUGUUUUUAGGCUGAAGAUAUGUUUAUUGGAUACAAUAUGUUUUACAUUUCUUGCAAGUCAUUAAUAUGUAGUAUUUUAGAUUUAGCUUUGAAAUGUUAUUAAGGAUUAAAGCGCUCAGAGAGACCCAAGAAGGCCUAUUUCAUGCCUGCCAAGAAUUUUAAAGUCUAAAACUUAUAUGGACCUUAUGUGAAGAAUUUUCUUUCUAAAGUAGAAACAUAUAACAAAUCUGUCUAGCUACAACAAUUUCAUGCAUUUCAAUUGUUUAUAGGCUGAAGAUAUGGUUAUUGGAUACAAUAUGUUUUACAUUUCUUGCAAGUCAUUAAGAUGUAGUAGUUUAGAU